Molecule: messenger RNA, 693 nt
Organism: Mytilus trossulus (common blue mussel)
Lineage: Eukaryota; Metazoa; Mollusca; Bivalvia; Mytilida; Mytilidae
Exons: 4
Coding region: 214-660 (148 amino acids)
Source: RefSeq, a predicted model, not a curated record
GAGAGAUUAAAAUGUUGCAUUUACAUAAAAUUAAAUUAAAUUCCAUCGAAAUUCCUUGUGGUAAUCUACAAUUUGAUCACAAGUUUAUAUUACCAUAGAAAUAUUCAUUGGUAAAGUUCGUCUAGGGAAAUGAAACUGAUUGAUACAAGCGUUCAAUAGCUUUGAGCAUUUGACAUUCCAUUUAGUAUCAACAAAGUUUCCGAUAUCAAUAAAAUGGCAGAAAAUAAAACGUCUAUAGGGGAAGAGUCGUUAACAAAAUCAUGCAUACGACAGGAAACAGAAAAUGCAGAGAAUUAUGAGUUGGAGACCAAGGGAUGUAACCAAGACAAGGACAAUGAUUGUGAGAAGGACGAAAAGAACGGAUGUGAUGAAGAUAAGGAAAAUGUAGACGACGAAGAGGAAGACAAUGAUUGUGACUGGAUGACGAAAGAAGAGGAAGAAAGAAAAAUUAUACAAUGUCUGCAGGAAGUUGCCAGUAGAUGUACUCAUGCUAAUCCAAAGAAAAGACCCACAUCUUAUGAAGUACUCGAUAUGUUAUAUAAAGUAUACGAACCACCAAAAGAACCAUGGUCGUUUAAAAGUUUCUGUCAGAAUCUAUGUCAGGCAGAAAACUACGAAGAUUGUGAGGACUCCACGCUAGACACACCGUUACCAAGAUAAAUAAACGUUAACAAGGUGGAGACAUUUCAAAGU